This is a messenger RNA of Mizuhopecten yessoensis (Yesso scallop), 4151 nucleotides long. Its product is annotated as cubilin-like. The record is from RefSeq and is a predicted model, not a curated record. The transcript has 15 exons. The annotation marks the transcript as partial. Lineage: Eukaryota; Metazoa; Mollusca; Bivalvia; Pectinida; Pectinidae.
UAAUACAGUGUUCUGUCAUACUCACUGAACCGUUACACACACUUAUACACUGAGCUUAAGAUCUACCUAUAUUAGUACAGAUAUAUUUACUGGGUCACAUAUAUUGGCUGGUAGGUCCAGUGUGCUACAAGGUUGUGAAAAAUAAUUCAUUUCAUCACGGCUGCAGUAGAGCUCCAUUCCAAUCUUAUGCCAUAGACGAAAUAAGUCCACGUGUUUGAGUUGCCAUGGAAUAAAAUUACCGAGCUGGAUGCUUUAACCGGCACAUCUACAUCAGCAGCAUGCAUCGCCUUACAGAAACAGAUGUGUUCGGUGGUGUGAUAACCACAACUGAAGCCGAACAUUAGUUUUACCUGUGAUGAAGGACAUUUUCGCCAGGCUUGGUAGCCAAUUACUUGGACAUAGGAAAAAUGCUUUUCAGGGCGUUCCUCAUAUCAGGUGUGAUUGCUGUACUGACAGUUUCCCGCGCUCUGUGCUGUGAACACCAGGUUUUCGUAGAGAAGGGCAGUACAGUCGAUAUUCAAUCCCCCGGAUACGAUCACGGCAACUACGAACUAAACGUUCACUGCAGAUGGAACAUUACAACUACGUCAAACGCAGAACUAAAAUUAUCAUUUUCGGAGUUCCACAUCGAAUACCAUCUUUUAUGUAUUUGGGACUAUAUUUUGGUGUCCAAUGGGACGUGUGGAAGCGGAGGAGAUGUAAAGCGGUACUGUGGCACUUCUGUUCCUAGCAAUAUAUUCUUCAAAACUGCGGAGGCCUGUCUCGAGUUCCAUUCUGAUGAGUAUGUAGCGAAGCCUGGGUUCAAAGUUCUAGUCACAUCUGAGGAAUUAAAACAGCAAGUACAAUCAUCCACGACAAUGUCAACAGUGCAAUUAUCAUCAAUAAAGUCACACACAACAUCAUCAAUGUCAUCGCCAAAGGCGACUACGACAACAUUGAUACCGAACACGACUUCGGCAUUUUCGCCACCGUUUCCCAGUCCCUCUCAGCCGAGCGUUCAAACCUUACUGAUGGGCCUACUCGUCACCGAUCCGGCUCAUCCAACAGUCGUGGAAAUGUGCAAGGACGUCACAUGGUACCAGGCGGAGCACGAUGCUUUGGUGAUAUCGCCUGGUUACGCUCAGAAUCGAAACUACGGAAAUAAUAGAAAUUGCCAUCUAAAAAUACUCAAUCCUGGAAAGAAGGUUCUGAAGUUUUCGUUUAUUGACUUUAAUGUGGAAAAACAUCCUACCUGCUUCUGGGACAAGUUAGAGGUCAUCGACGGUCAAGGCCCAGGGUCAAUACUUGCUACAAUUUGUGGUGUGUCUGCUGACACUCCAGAUAAUUUGGAGUCAUCUGCAGAGGAAAUCAACCUUAACUUCACCUCCGAUAAUGUGGUUGACUGGAAAGGCUUUCAAAUAAAACUUUUUAUUCAACAAUCAGUAACUCCUCCUUCAACUACGUCGUCAUCGACUUUAAUAUCUACACUAUUGACAUCGAAAAGUAAAGCAGCAUUGACAUCAUCAUCUCCGCCUACCAUUACACCAUCAUCAUCGUCAUCGUCAUCAUUAUCAGCGUCAUCUCCUGUACCUAUAGACCCAAAUAUACAGACACUGUAUGUUAGUUCCACCAGUGCCAUUCCUACGGUGGAAAUGUGUAACGGCACAGCACUUGUUUACAGUGGUGCGGAAGGAUACAUCUUGUCACCGCAUUACAGUUCCGGAAAUAACUACGAGAUAAACCAAGACUGUGUUCUGCACAUAAUUAACACUAAACACAAGCUUAUCGAAUUCACAUUUGAGAACUUCGCUCUGGAGCACCAUCCGAUGUGUAGCUGGGACUACCUAGAAUUCAGAGCUGGACUCGGAGCAGAAUCUUCUGUACUAGCCAAGCUGUGUGGAGAAACCCCCUCAUCACCCUUAACGACACCAGCCAGCGUAAUUCUAGUCAGAUUCUACUCCGACUCCGUCAACGCUUUGAAAGGAUUCAAAAUAAAAUACAGUAUAAGUAAUGCACCGACAUGGCUGCCAACUUCACCAACUGUACCUACUACAUCGUCUCUGAUUACUACCACCCCCGUGCUGACAACAGUUGUACCUACAACAACGAAUCACGUGACAACGCCAGUACCUGAACCCUUCACAGACAAUAAUCUAAUUAUAUUAGAUAAUGGAUUACAACAAACGUUUGUGAAAGAAACAGCUAUAGUUUUGUCUCCAAACUUUGGUCCAGGAAAAACCUACCCCGUCAGUGUCACUUGCGGAUUGAAACUUGAAGCUUUGAAUAAUCGGAAAAUUCAUAUAAAUGUUUUAGAUUUCAAAGUGGAAUACCAUCCAUCUUGUUCCUGGGACAGAUUAUCUGUCUACGAUGGUCCGUCUAAGACAUCAACAUUAAUAGGAAUGUUUUGUGGAGUCAAAUCUGGUGUGGCUAUUAACAGCAGUGGAACUGCUUUGUUUCUGGAAUUUGUGUCCGACUAUAUCGUACCUGAUAAAGGAUUCCAACUGGACAUUUCAACAGAAAAAGAACAAUCUGACGACACAACCACUGCUGACAGUACAACUAAAGCUGAUUUAGUUACUCCAGUACAGCUAUCUUCCACGUCGCCAACUACUGACACUUCGACUUUAACUUCGUCUAAGAUGAACUCCACCUCCUCCCCUACUGCUGACGAUAAUGUUACAACAACUGCGUCUGUAUCUGAUCAGACCUCGCAAUUGACAUCGCCGUCCAAUUUGCCUCCGGAAACUUCAUCGACGACGGAUAUCCAAUCAACAUCAACGCCUUCAAUGCUUACUACACCGAUUCCUCCAACAACGUCACUGCACAUGUGUAAUGCCACUAAUGGCAUGCAGAUAUUGGAGGUUAAACAAUCUGCAGAUGUGUUUUCACCAAAUUUUGGUAACGGAAAAAAAUACCCUGUCAAUACACAAUGUGGUCUUCUGAUAAGGAGUAGUGGUCAUCAGUUACUGAAGAUGAACAUUACUACUCUAAAUAUGGAACAUCAUUCCUCGUGUGGCUGGGACAGUCUGAGAGUCUACGACGGUGCUGAUAUUAAUGCACCUCUUUUGGGUGUUUACUGUGGCCUCCACACCAAAACAGAUCUGUAUUCGACCUCCUCCAAGCUGUAUCUACUUUUCCAGUCGGACAGUAUUGUUACGGCUUCCGGAUUCCACUUAGUGCUAUCAGUCAUUGAAGUUGUUACAGUAAAACCAACUAUCACAACCAAGCCGCUUACCACAACAAUGUCAAUAACUACGGCAACGACUAUUCCAGCAACCACGUCCUUGACCACGCCUUCGACCACGCCUUCUAUCAUACCAACAAUCAAAUCAAUAACAUCACCGAUAACUAUACAAACAACCACGCCCUCCACCAUGCCUUCAACAAUAUCGACGACCACACCCACAUCUACGUCAACAACUAUACAAACGGCCACGUUCACAACAGUACCAACGACCACAACUGUAACCACGCCAACCACCAAACAAACGACAAAGACCACGCCCUUGACUAUACCAACCACGCCCUCUUUUACGCCCAUGACUACAGUUACACCUACUAAUCCGUUCACCUUAUCCACUAAUACCCUUUCCUCUAAAACGUCCACGACUUCACAUAUGUCAACGACAGCAACGUUACCAAUGACAGUGAGUACCCCCAAAUCAACUAACGCCGUCACAGAGCUAUGUGGAGGGAAGACAAAAGUACACAUCCCCGCCGAGGGGAUGUUCGUCACGUCACCUAAUUAUGGUUUAGGCAACUAUCCAACCAAUGUCCAGUGUUACCUUACGCUGAAUGCAUCACAAAGUCAGGCUAUAUCAGUGGAAUUUAUAGAUAUGGAUAUAGAAGAAAAUGCUGUCUGUUCCUGGGAUAGUUUGUCAGUUUAUGACGGACCUACGACAAACUCCAAUCUUCUUCUGGCCAAAAUUUGUGGUAACGCAAUACCCCAACCGCUGCAGAGCUCGUCAAACUAUCUUCACUUUCACUUCACAUCUGAUAAUGUUAUUCCACGGAAGGGAUUCAAAGCCAAAUUGACAGUUAUACAAGACUCUCCAGCGGUAUCAACUUCAGUCAAGGUCACACCAACACCAAACCCUACAAGCUCGAAAACAACUAAAUUGUUUACCACCUCGUCUCUAACAACGUCAUCUGCAACACAAGCAGCAACAGCA